Molecule: messenger RNA, 1211 nt
Organism: Vespa mandarinia (Asian giant hornet)
Lineage: Eukaryota; Metazoa; Arthropoda; Insecta; Hymenoptera; Vespidae
Product: putative rRNA-processing protein EBP2 homolog
Biological process (GO): rRNA processing; ribosomal large subunit biogenesis
Cellular component (GO): preribosome, large subunit precursor; nuclear periphery; nucleolus
Source: RefSeq, a predicted model, not a curated record
UUUAAAACUCUUUUAAAAGCUAAUAAAUAUUUAGUAAAAAGAAAAAAUUUAUUGUCUAUUCUGUAGACUUUCUAAUUGUUCCCACUAGAGAGCACCACCAUUUUGAUCAGAACAAAGCACAUUAAUGUAAAAACGCACAUUGAAUUUAUAUAUUGUCAGUUUGAAUUAUUUUAUAAUUUCUGAAAUAAAAUAAGUUAAGUGUGAAUUACAAUGGCGAUUACAUCUGAAUCUGAUUCUGAAGUAAAUUCUUCGGACGAGGAGUUACAAGAAGCUCUUGCAUCGGGCUUAUUAAAACCUGGUCUCAAUGCUAUCAUUGAAACAAACAAGAGAGAACACAAGAAUAAUGUUAUUGUAAUGAAAAAGAAAUUAGAAGAAAUAAAAUUAAAUUUGCCCUGGAUAGAGAGGUUGGAUAUGGUCAAUGCUUUAGCACCACUAGCUCCAGAGUUAGCGCUUCAAAUGCAAGAACAAGAAGUAAGACGUGCCAAACAAUUACAAGGAAAUAAAAAAUUACCUCAAUUUGAUCCGUCGGAAGAUCCUGUUUUAAAUGACUUUCGUAGAGAAACAAUGUUUCAUCGGCAAGCACAAGGUGCUGUUGUUGAUGCCAUAGCAAGAAUAAAGAAACUUGGUAUCCCAACUAUUAGACCAGAUGAUUAUUUUGCAGAAAUGGCUAAAACUGAUAAGCAUAUGCAAAAAAUUAGAGAAAAUCUGAUGAAAAAGAAAAUUAUCGCGCAAAGAUCAGAGAAAGUAAGACAGAUGAGACAGCAGAGGAAAAUAAGCAAACAGAUGCAAGUAGAAGCAACUUUGAAGAAACAUGCGGAAAAAAGAAAAAUGUUAGAAGAAGUAAAAAAAUAUCGUAAAGGUAUAAGACAAGAUUUGGACUUUUUAGAAGAUAAGAAAAAACCACAAUAUAAGUCAGGUAAUAGAAAGUUAGAUCCAAAGGUUCAAGCUAAGAUUAACAUGAAAAAUGCUAAAUAUGGUUAUGGUGGUAAAAAGCGUGAUAGUAAGAGGAAUACCAAAUCUAGUUCAGCGGAUGUUUCUGAAUACCGAAAACCACAAAAACCAGGUCAGGGACGUAAGGGUAAAGGUGGAAAGACAAAACAGCAAAGGCCUGGUAAAAAUCGUAGAAUACAGAUGAAAGCUAGGAAAAAAUAAAAUUGUUUAAAUCUUAAUUCUUAUUUUCAAGAAUGAUGAUGUACGAUACAUAAAAUAAU